This is a messenger RNA of Sphenostylis stenocarpa, 966 nucleotides long. NCBI's taxonomy places the organism in Eukaryota, Viridiplantae, Streptophyta, Magnoliopsida, Fabales, Fabaceae. The record is from the annotation of a GenBank genome assembly.
AUGGAACUCCUCUCCUUCGGGUUGGGAGGCGUCGGUUUCAUUCUCAUCGGGGCACACCAAGCCCUUCUUCACCUUUCCCCAUCCAAGCAAUCUCCAAUUUCCUUGUCUUCUUCUCCACCCAAUUCCCGAACCAACAAACCCUUAUUUUCGAUCUCCCUUGCAAUCUUCUCCGUAUUUUUUAUCAUCAACUCCACAGUAUCCCUUUUCGACGCACACAACUCAAACGACGCCGUUGGCACCGCACUUCAGCUUCAGGUCCUCCCCAUCGCGUUCAUCUUCCUCUUCUACUCCCUUCUCCCUCUCUUCUCUCUCCCUUCGCCAUUGCUUGGCCUAGUUGGCGUCUUCGCUUUCGCCGAAGAGUUUCUUCUCUUCUAUCUUCAGCGCAAGGACCCCUCUGGCGUCGAGAACCGUUACUACGACCUCUUGCUGGUUCCCAUCGCAAUAUGCGUUUUCUGCACGCUUCUCGAUUUGGGAUCGCCGCGCUCCAGUGUUCCCAAACUGGGCCGCGGCGUGGGUCUGAUUCUCCACGGAAUGUGGCUGCUCCAAAUGGGCCUCUCCCUCUUCUCAGGCUGGGUGGCCCAGGGAUGCUCUCUGCACCGAAUGAGCAGAGGGAACUACACGCUGAGGUGCAAGGGACACCCGGAGUAUCAUAGGGCCAGAGCCAUAGCCACGCUUCAGUUCAAUUGCCACCUCGCGCUCUUGGUGGUGGUUCUUGUUGGCUUCUUCUCCGUUGUUUCCGCUAGAAAUGGAGGAGGUCACCUUGAGUCUGUUUCCACGCGGUACGCCCCGCUUGGUGCUGAAAUGCAGACUUUGCAGGACUCGGCAAACUUCACUUUGGACUCUGAUGAAGAUGAUGAUAAUGAUGGUGAUGGCAAACGAGAGGUUGACCAUGUGGGUAGGAAGAAGGGAGUUGUUGUGGAACAUGCUGUCAAUGGUAAUGGGGUAAUGCCUCUCACCACUCAGUGA